UUUGAGCAUGACAGAAGCCCAAAUGCGAACUAAUCCGAUGCCCCGCUCCAUAUCUCACCCAGCUUCACGCCUCCACCAUGGCGGAAAUCGGGUCAAGAUCAGCGGCAUCUCCGUCCGUGUCGGCAUCGGCUUCAUCAGCGUUCACGUCCACUAUUCUGACUUCGGUGGAAUCGACGCAAGACGGCAAUCCCCCAACCACGCAAUUCACCAGUAUCCAAAAUAUCUUCAACGUGAUCAACAGUACUACUGGAGAUUUUCUUGUGGUCACAAACGUCUCCCCUAACUUCUUCACCGAAAUCGAGUGUGAGCGAGACAAGCGACGUCGCAAGUUCCGUUUCCGCCACUACGAAAGCGAUCGCCAGAUCCUUUUCAUCACAAUCCCAACCUUCUUGCAUGAACAACUCCAUAUCGGGCUUUACCAAGGCUAUUAUAACAAGCUUGUCAGAAGUGGUAGAGAAAACAGUUGGAUAACCGUCGGUACUGCCACAUAUGGUGGGGAGGGUGACUCUACCGGCGGUCCAGACCCAGAACGUGGUACGAAAGGAUUCUGGCCGACACUUAUGAUCGAGGAAGGAGACUCGGAGUUGUUAAGCGAGCUCCAGCAUCAAGUCAAAAUCGUUUUGCUCGCCAAAUUCGAACACACACGCCGAGCCCUCAUUUUGGAGAAGUGGGAAGAAGAACCCAGCAUAACUCGCCCAGGAGCAACGACAACACGACACGCCGCUGCCCUGCAGCCAAUGCUCCGACAGACUAUCACGAUCACCGAAGACACCACGACCAACCCAGUCACAUAUAACGUCGCUAGCGGCGCGUUGGUAUUGGGAUUCAAGCUCCUAUUUGUUCGAGGUUCAGGACCUGGAGAGGAAGACUUUGUCUUGAGCGUUCAAGAACUACAGGCUUACGCGGAGCGGGUUUGGAGGAUGCUGUAA
Parathielavia appendiculata is the source of this 929-nucleotide messenger RNA. RefSeq lists its product as uncharacterized. Lineage: Eukaryota; Fungi; Ascomycota; Sordariomycetes; Sordariales; Chaetomiaceae. The transcript is spliced from 4 exons. The record is from RefSeq and is a predicted model, not a curated record. Bases 78 to 929 code for a protein of 283 amino acids.